Strongyloides ratti is the source of this 1092-nucleotide messenger RNA. RefSeq names its product F-box domain-containing protein. Gene Ontology annotation, molecular function: protein binding. NCBI's taxonomy places the organism in Eukaryota, Metazoa, Nematoda, Chromadorea, Rhabditida, Strongyloididae. The record is from RefSeq and is a predicted model, not a curated record. The coding region runs from base 1 to 1092 and encodes 363 amino acids. The transcript has a single exon.
AUGUUGAAGAUAUUUCGUAAAGAUUCAUGGAAAAAAUCUUCUACAUUAAAAAGAAAAAAUUCUAACAAUAUUGUAUUUAAACCAUUAUACAAAAGAAUUUAUUCAUACAAUAUUUUAAGUUCUACAUCAACAAUUACCAAUUUUAAUGAAGUUUCUGAUAAAUGUAUUAUUGAAAUUUUGAAACGAAUGGCUUUUGAAGAUAUUCUUAAUAUGAAACUUGUUAAUAAAAGACUUAAUGAAAUUAUUCAAAGACAUUCUAAUGAAUUUGUUUACAAGAAAAUUGAAAAUUUUUAUAUUAUUGGUGUUAAUACUCCUGGUCAUGAAACUAUUUAUUAUCCUCUUACAACCAAAACUUUAUCACUACCUGAGGAAGACCGUCCCUCAUAUGGUUUUACAUUUCAAAAGAUGUAUAAAAAUCUUAAGUCAAUUUCAAUUACCAAUUCAUUAUAUAUGGAUGAUGUAACUUUUUCAGAUGAAUGUUACAUGCUGGUACAUCGUUUAUGUGAACGUAGUAUAAAUGAUCUUACAUUAAAAAAUUGUUUAAUUACCCUUAAUUUUGAAAAAUUUAUCAAUAUACUAAAAAUUUUUCGUUUUAAAAAUGUUAUUUUAAAAAAUUGUACAUUGGAGGAUUGUCAAUUGUUGGGAGAUGAUUUAUUUAUAUCAAAUUUACAAUUAAAAAAAUUUAUUUUUAAUAUUGAUAGAAAAAAAAAUGAUAUUAUUUAUGCACCAUUACUUUCUAAUAGAACAUUAAAGGCAUGGGCUGAUAAUGCAAGAUGGCCAAAUAUUUUAUCAUUACAUGGAGUUAAAUCAAAUAUAUCUUAUAUAGGAAUCUCAGCAUUAUUUCAUUCAUUUCAUUUAUUUUCAAUGCAUAUGCAUGAUCAAGAUUGGUGGUUAGAUGAAAUGAAAAAAGUUAAAUGUGUUAAUUGGGAUUUUGGAUAUAUACGUUGUCAGUUAAGUCAAAUUCUUGCAGUAUCACGAAUAUACAAUUCAUGGAUCAAAUAUAUUAAAAAAGAAUCAAAACAAAUUACUUUUACUUAUAGAUAUUCUGAAAAAACAUUACCAUUAAAUUUUAAUGUAAAAAUUUAUAUGUAA